AUGAAUUUCUCACCUAUUCGAGGAAGACAGGUUUGCUACAGAAGACUCGGAUGCUUUACAGAUAAGCCCCCUUGGUCUGGGAUCCCAGGGAGAGAGCUAGCAGGCUUGCCCAGCUCUCCAGAAUACGUGAACACCAAUUUCCUUCUUUACACUAGAGACAACACCAUGAAAUAUCAAAAAAUCUCAGCUACAAGUCCUUCAACUAUCAAAGCUUCCAAUUUCAGAACACACAGGAAAACUCGCUUCCUUAUACAUGGCCAUCUUGCUGGAGCAGACCUCCCCUGGAUAUCGAAAAUGUGCAGGUUCAUGUUCCACACUGAAGAUGUGAACUGCAUUUUGACCGACUGGAGAGGUGGCUCCAAUGGUUUGUACACCGAAGCAGUCAACAACGUCCGCAUUGUGGGGGCUGAGCUGGUAUAUCUGGUGAACCUUCUUGAGAAGGACUAUGGCUACUCUCCUGACAACAUUCAUUUCAUCGGCCAUAGCCUUGGAGCACAUGCUGCAGGGGAGGCAGGGAGAAGGAAACCGGGCAUUGGAAGAAUAACAGGUUUGGAUCCAGCCGGGCCCCUUUUCCAGUAUACUCCAACAACGGUUAGGCUGGAUCCUUCAGAUGCAAAAUUUGUUGAUAUAAUUCAUACUCACGCUGGUCAUCUUUUCUUUGACUUUG
Molecule: messenger RNA, 667 nt
Organism: Nestor notabilis (Kea)
Lineage: Eukaryota; Metazoa; Chordata; Aves; Psittaciformes; Psittacidae
Product: pancreatic lipase-related protein 2-like
Exons: 6
Biological process (GO): lipid metabolic process
Molecular function (GO): triacylglycerol lipase activity
Source: RefSeq, a predicted model, not a curated record